Chlorella variabilis is the source of this 2052-nucleotide messenger RNA. RefSeq lists its product as hypothetical. The coding region runs from base 1 to 2052 and encodes 683 amino acids. The record is from RefSeq and is a predicted model, not a curated record. The transcript is spliced from 3 exons. NCBI's taxonomy places the organism in Eukaryota, Viridiplantae, Chlorophyta, Trebouxiophyceae, Chlorellales, Chlorellaceae. Gene Ontology annotation, molecular function: DNA-binding transcription factor activity. Gene Ontology annotation, biological process: regulation of DNA-templated transcription.
AUGGCAGCAGCGCCCGCUCCAGAAGACACUUGGGGCGAGCUGCUGCUGGACGGGCUCCCGAAUGUGGGACUACUGGACGACCUGCAGCUCGACUGCGGGCUGAGUGAUGUGGGGCUGCCGCCCGGCCUGCACGACCUGGAGUGCUUGGACUUAGACGAUCUGGGCGCCGCCGGCGGCGGCGCGGCCCCCGCCAGUUCCGACCUGCUGGAGAGCCUGCAGCUGGAUGCCUUCUCGCAUCCCGCCAGCAGCAGCGACGCGCGGCACUCGCCCAGCGACAGCGGCAGCGACUCGCCCGUGGUGCUGCCGCUGGUGGGCGCCGCGCCGGCCGCCCCCGCCACCGGCCCCCGCCAGGGCACGCCGCCGCGCGGCGCGGAUGCCAGCCCCGCCACUUCGGAGAGCGAGACCAACGGCGGCGGCCGCUCCGGCAGCCCGGCGGCCGCCACCAGCCAGCGCGGGGCGCAGGCGGGCGGCGCAGCGGCCGCCCAGCAGCCACAGCGGCCGCUGAGCGAGGAGGAGAAGCGACUGGCGCGCAUGCAGCGCAACCGCGAGAACGCGCAGCUGUCCCGGCAGCGCAAGAAGCAGCAGAUGUCGGAGCUGGAGGCGCGCUGCGGCACGCUGACGCAGCGCAACGCGCAGCUGGCGGCCACGGUGCAGCGGCUGACCGCCGAAAACAUGCAGCUGAGGCAGCAGCUGGUGCUGGUGUGCCAGCAGGCGGGGCGCGCGACUGGCGCAGCUGGCGCCAAGCCCGCCGCCGGCGCCGCAGCCGCAGCAGCCGCCGCCCAGGCGGGCAAGGUGGCGGGCGCAGCCCAGGCUCCCGCCACCGUUGCCGCAGCAGCAGCCAAGGGCGCGCAGCCGGCAGCGGGAGCAGCGCCUGCGGGCGUGGCCCCCAAGGGCGUGAUUCCCCAGUGGCCCCUGCUCCCCUUUGGCUUCCUGCCUAAGGUCACCUUCUCUGUGCAGCAGUCUGGCCGCCCCACCGGCCAGCCAGCAGCAGCAGCAGCAGCCGCAGCCGCAGCGCCCGCCAAGCCGGCACAGCCAGCUGCUGCUGGCGCGGCCCGGGCCGCGCCCGCCGCGCCGGCGGCUGCCCGCCCGCCCAAGCGCGCCAAGACUGCUGCGGCAGGCGCCAGCAGCGCCUUGCUGGCCCUCUUCACCCUCUUCAUGUUUGCGGGACCCCUCACGCCGGCGCCGCUGGCAGCCCCCGGCGCCAGCAGCGCCAGCGCCGCCGCCAGCAUCGCGGCCGCGGCCGGCGCCCAGCGCAUGCUGCAGGCCCUGCCAGAGUCGGCGGCGGCGCCGUUUCUGGACGGCGGCGAGGCGGCGGCGGGCGGCGGGCGCCGGCUGCAGGCGCUGCCCGCGGCGGCGUCCGAGGGGCAGGCGCCGCCGCGCGCGCUGCCCGCCGGCGGCGGCCGCCUGCACCAGCUGCUCAACAGCACGCUGCAGGCGCUGAUGGAGGAGCCGGGCAACGCGGCGCUGGAGGCGGCGGCGCUGCAGCGCCUGCAGGAGCUGGGGCCCGUGGCGCUGCUGCUGGAUGCCGACGGCGGCGCGGGCGCCGGCCCGCUGGCCGCCUCGGCCGCCUUCCCGCGCCUGGCGGGGCAGCUGUUUGGCGGCGCGGGGCUGGAGGUGCCCCAGAUGUGCCACAAGGUGCUGGAGUUUGACGCUGCCUCGGUGCCGCACGCGGUGCGCAGCAGGCGCAGCCUGGAGCGGUACGUGCUCGGCGCCACGGGCUUCCGCGGCCGCAGCCUGGCGGCGGCCACGGCCGACGGCGGCGGCGGCGGCGCCGCCGCCGCAGACCCCGAGCCGCUCCGCAUCGAGCAGCCGGCGGCGGCGGGCGGCGAGGAGGGCGGCGGCGAGGAGGACGGCGGCGGCGGCGGCGGCACCGCGCUGCUGCCGCGCGGCGGCGUCGCCGCUGGCCCGGUGCUCGUGUCGGUGCUGCUGCCCGCCAACGCCAGCGGCGGCGUCAAGCUGGCGUCCGUGGACAAGGUGUUUGUGGUGCUGCUGCACCCGCAGGACAAGUACCUCACCUACUCGUGCCCCCUGCCCCGCCCCGUGUUCCUGUGA